Molecule: messenger RNA, 1686 nt
Organism: Symsagittifera roscoffensis
Lineage: Eukaryota; Metazoa; Xenacoelomorpha; Acoela; Convolutidae
Product: PP2C-like domain-containing protein CG9801
Exons: 3
Coding region: 55-1515 (486 amino acids)
Source: RefSeq, a predicted model, not a curated record
AGUGAUUUAGUCCGUAUUUAAUCAGACAUUUUGAUAAUGGUCGACUGACUUGAUAUGGAAGGAGACCAUGAAAUUCUAUUUAACGGCGUGUAUUCGGUGCGAAACAGCUGGUCUGUUUUACCUUGUCACGAAAUAUGUUCACUGGAUCGAGAAAUUUUAAAUGCACUCACAGGACCAGAUUUGGGGUUCCAGCGAAUCCUAGCUGCCGAGGACCGCAGUUCAUUGUUACCGCAUGUUGCUGGGACGAACAACUGGUCGCUCGCUGAUGAAAAUUGCUAUGGAGUCUCAAUGUCGCUUUAUGACCAGAACCCCUUCACGUAUAAAAUAACAGCCGACCCGAAUGCUGAUUGCUUCGGUCUUUGCAAACGGGGCAACAAUUCUGUACUUGUUGUGUGUGAUGGGGUUAACAGAGGAAACAAAUCAAGAAUGGCUGCCAGAUCCGCCGCUUACGGUGCCUUACGCUACAUCAACGCUCAUUGCUUCGAGCUAGGUGAGCAACCAAUGAACACUCACGAUGUGUUUGCACUAUUGAAGCGUGCUCUAAUGGCCGCUCAUCAGUGCGUGUGUCGUAACGUGCAUUGGUGCACGACAAUCUGUAUAGCUUUCGUGGUGCCUUUAGUAGCAGAAAGAGGAACUUACGCAGUGUGUAGUAUAAACGUAGGAGAUAGUUACGCCUUCGUAGCUCGCAGGUCGAAAGUGGCAGAGACUGAACAGAAUGUUCCGAGUGGCGAUGGGGAUGUGGACGUGAGUAGUGUUGAGAAGUUCACGGUGGAGGAAUUGACCAUCACUAGCCAUGAGUUCACGAAGGAUAUCGGCCGUGAGACGGGAGGUGCUAUUGGACCUGUGACCGCAAACGACGAGCCUCUUCUGAGCAACUUGACAUUCUCACUUGCCUACGCCAAAGAAGGCGACAUUGUCUUUCUAACCACCGACGGAGUAUCCGACAACUUCGACCCGGUAGUGCAGCGACUUCAAAACAUCGCGCCAAUUGCACCAAAUGGAGUUAGACAAGAAUCAUUUGUGAAUCUAUCAUCGCUAAGUUUGGGCGACCGACAUGCUAUAUCACUGCAGUGCAUGCAAAGAACUCUGAAUCGAUUCUCAGCCAGGUCUGAAGAAACUCUAACUGCGAGUAGUUUAUGUGGUGAGUUAAUGAGACACGCUUUGCUCAUUAGUCAGGAUAAAAGAGCGGUUCUAGAAGACGAAGAGCUUUACUCUAAUUUGUCAGUGUUUAAUCGCAAGACAAUCGAAAAAGUGCACAGAUCAUCGGAAGUGAAACAAUUGCUGGCCAGUACUAGAGGCAAAAUGGAUCAUGCUACAAUUUGUGCCGCUACUAUCGCGUCACAACAACCCGAAACACAUCACACUGCGAGACGAAAAGACUCGCGCUCUCACGUGUUGGCUCCACAGUCAACCGGGGAUGGAGAAUCGUUUUCACUGAGGCGGUUUACUAUGUUCAGUAGAUCAACUUUACGAAAACAGAACAAGAAAAGGUCUUCGAAAGUUUCAUUGCCUUAAAAUCAUCAAGCUAGCGGAGAAAUUGGAGGGAUGUGCUACAAUUAAACUAACUCUUCAUUUCUUACCAAAUUGGUCAACAGUAGUUUAAGAACACUAAUGAAUUAAUUUAUCAUAUAUUUAUAUCGCGGUUGAAAUUUAAUUUAUUGCCGCUGAAUUCAUUUUUUCUAUUUA